This is a messenger RNA of Triplophysa dalaica, 798 nucleotides long. Its product is annotated as ribonuclease-like 3. NCBI's taxonomy places the organism in Eukaryota, Metazoa, Chordata, Actinopteri, Cypriniformes, Nemacheilidae. Gene Ontology annotation, molecular function: RNA nuclease activity; nucleic acid binding. The coding region runs from base 1 to 657 and encodes 218 amino acids. The record is from RefSeq and is a predicted model, not a curated record. The transcript is spliced from 3 exons. Gene Ontology annotation, biological process: defense response to Gram-positive bacterium; defense response to Gram-negative bacterium; angiogenesis.
AUGGCAAAGGACACGUCACCGUACUGUCUUCUGAUAAUCUGGCUGGGUCUUUACUUGAGUGUAGAGUUGGGAUCAGAUGCAAAAGAUCUAUUCUUAGUUACGUUCAAGGGAAAGUCAGAUAACUCUGGAGACAGUUCCUACACAUCCUUUACCAAUGCAAUGGAAGAUCAAAAUAAACAGUACUCUGGCACGACGGUCAUGGAAGCCCAUCUGUCUGCUGUGAUUCUUCUGCUGAUCUUGUGUUCCAUUGAUGUUAAAGCUUAUAAAGGACCAGCUUAUCUAAAGCCACGCUAUGAGAAAUUCCUCAAUCAGCAUGUGUAUCUAGACAUGAAUGACCAGAGAUGUAACAGUGUGAUGAGGGAAAGACACAUCACGGAAGGCCAAACUUACAACGACUGCAAAAGAUUCAACACCUUCAUAACAGCAAAUGAACAAGAGGUUAUAAGAGUUUGUAAUAAUGCUGGACACAAUUAUAAUGGUACGGCAGGCUUGUAUGAAAGCAACCAACCUUUUUCUGUGGUAUCAUGUGGAUUACAAAGUGGGCAGAUAUAUCCAAACUGUAUAUACAGAGGUAGAAGGUCUACUCGUUACAUCGUUGUGGCGUGUGAGCGCGGGUGGCCAGUACAUUAUGAUAGAGACAUAACAGCAACAAAAUAGGCUCAAUAUAGCCUCACUUUUAAAUGCAUUAAAAAAUUUCAAAAAAAGGAGAAAUGUAAAAGAAGAAAAACAAAAAUGGUUUAAUAUGUUCAUGAUUUUGUUACCUCUCUGUGCUAAGAGUCAAUAAAAUACUCACAACUA